UGGGCGUGGUCGAAGGUGAAAGGAGGUCACGUGUCUGUACCGGAGGCGGGCCGAAGAGAGAAGGGAUGCUCGCGCGGUGCACGGCGGGAGUAGUUCUGUACCGUUGGUAGCAGCAGGUGAAGACUAACUGACUACGCGGCGAGUAUUUCAGUUUGUUGAAAUGACCAGUCGUAAAUCAAAGAGUCACAACUUAAUACAAGCAGAGUGCCUUUCACAGGUACAAAGAAUUUUACGUGAACGAUUUUGUCAUCAGUGUCCAGAUAGUAAUCUAUUUGGAGUACAAGUACAAUAUAAGCACCUUAUUGAGCUGCUAAAAAGAACUGCUAUCCAUGGAGAAAGUAAUUCUGUUCUCAUUAUUGGACCCCGAGGAUCUGGAAAGACCAUGUUAAUAAACCGUGCUUUGAAAGAACUCAUGGAAGUAGAAGAAAUAAGUGAAAAUGUAUUACAAGUUCACCUAAAUGGACUAUUACAGAUCAAUGAUAAAAUUGCCCUAAAGGAAAUCACAAGACAGUUAAAUCUGGAAAAUGUAGUUGAAGAUAAAGUUUUUGGAAGUUUUGCUGAAAACCUUUCAUUUCUUCUGGAAGCUUUAAAAAAAGGUGACCGGACUAGUAGUUGCCCAGUGCUGUUCAUUUUAGAUGAAUUUGAUCUUUUUGCUCAUCAUAAAAACCAAACACUUCUCUAUAAUCUUUUUGACAUUUCUCAGUCUGCACAGACUCCAAUAGCAGUUAUUGGUCUUACAUGUAGAUUGGAUAUUUUGGAACUCUUAGAAAAAAGAGUGAAGUCACGAUUUUCUCACCGUCAGAUACACAUAAUGAACUCAUUCAGUUUUCCACAGUAUCUUAAAAUAUUUAAAGAACAAUUAUCUCUGCCUGCAGAAUUUCCAGACAAGCUUUAUGCUGAGAAGUGGAAUGAGCAUAUUCAGUGUCUCUCAGAAGACAAAAGUGUGCAAGAAAUAUUAGAGAAGCACUUCAAUGUCAGCAAAAAUCUGCGUUCAUUACACAUGCUAUUGAUGCUUACUUUAAAUCGUGUAACAUCAUCACAUCCUUUUAUGACAGUGGCAGAUCUGAUGGAGGCAAGUCAGCUGUGUAGCAUGGAUUCUAAAGCAAAUAUAGUACAUGGCUUGUCUGUCUUGGAAAUCUGUCUUAUAAUAGCAAUGAAACAUCUAAAUGAUAUCUAUGAAGAGGAGCCUUUUAAUUUUCAAAUGGUGUAUAAUGAGUUUCAGAAGUUUGUUCAAAGAAAGGCCCAUUCUGUUUAUAAUUUUGAGAAACCUGUUGUCAUGAAGGCUUUUGAACACUUACAGCAAUUAGAAUUAAUAAGGCCCAUGGAAAGAACUUCAGUAAAUGCACAAAGAGAAUACCAACUGAUGAAACUACUUUUGGAUAAUACUCAAAUUAUGAAUGCUUUGCAGAAAUACCCCAACUGUCCUACAGAUGUUAGGCAGUGGGCAACGUCCUCAUUAAGCUGGUUAUGAGUAUACCCACUGUCUUCAGUUACAAAGAUUUAGUCAUACUUCUUUGAAGAACUAUUGUCUUUUUAAAAAUGUUAUUUUCUAUGUUUGCAAGCACAUUUUUGUAUAUAUGGUGACUGUUGUCUAAGCUGUGUCUUGCCUUUGACUUAUUAGCAGCUGUAGGAGUGGUAAUUCCAGUGAUACAGAUUAUGGUGUAAGUAGCAAUUCAAAACAAAAAAUGUGACUUUUAGGUACUGAACUGUAUGCUUCUUUACACUUGGGAAGUAUGUAUGUGGUAUAUUUGAAGAAUUAUUUCAACCCAACAACCAGUUGUUUUUAUAGACCAUAAGGUAUAGUGAAUUAUUUUUUCAUUUAAUCUCAGUUUCAGAUCUUCUACUUCAGGAAAUUAACGAUUUUGACCAGAAGUUAGUUUGCAUGGAAGAAAAAAGCCAAAAGUUUUGACUGUUUUCUUCUAGAUGUCUCAAAAUGUGGUUACACACCAUCUACAUAGGGAUCCCUUGUAGGAUUAUUUUUUAAAAUCAUAGUCUUGGACCUGUUCUAAGCCAAAGGGUCAGAAUUUGUUCUUCUUUUUAAAAACAAAAACAAGGACUUCGUGAACAUUCCUGGGAGGCCAGGACCACAAAUAAUGAGCAGUGUUUUGCAGUGUUACCUAAACCUAUUUAUAUCAAAAAGUAAAUGUCCUUAAAAAGGAAUAUGUAAAUGUGUAACCUUAGAGAUCCAGGAAUCUGAACUAAUGCAGGUAUGUCCUAAAUUAAAUAAUCAUUCAUGUUAGUGACUUCAUUCAAGAAUAUUUGCAGACUGUGAUUUGCAUUACAUGAGGCUUACCAAAGACUGGAGUACCUAUUUUGUAGUUUAUAAUUCCUUUAACUCUAAAAGCCUCUGUACUUAGGUACUGUUAUUUAGAGAUGAGAAAAUAAGAGUAUUGCAAGUAUCCAGAAUUAAAUGUUUGACAGACCUUGGAAUUUUCUCAGAUUCCUUGCUAUUAGGAGCUAAAGUUCAAUAAGUGGUUUUUUAUCAUGUAUUGGUAAAAGUAUGCAUAAGAAAUCAUUUACUCUAUUUUUUUAAGAAGUAUGGAAUGUAAAGUGGAAUGUACAAUGUCUGAACAUAACAGAAGCUCUUACCAAUACAUUCUUUGGCAUAAAUAACCAUCCUCUGUGCCUUCUGAGUCUUCAUAUCAUUGUCAUUUACUUCUUGCAAUAUUUCAUAAAGCAGGCCUUUCAUACUGGUUCUAUGUAUACAUGUUUAGUUUUUGUGGAGUAUUUUUUUGGAGAGAGGGGAAUUUUGCAGAAAUACAUGGUAGCAUGAAAUAGAAGCAAAGAUUAUAUAUUUAUGCUUAUUUUUGGCCCCUUAAGAAAUAUAUCUGAGCUAUUUUAGGCAAUGUACUAUUUGCCUAAAAGGCAUUGACUAUAAAAGCACCUAUAGAACUCACUUGCUAAGUUUUUUUUUUUGUUUUCUCAUUUAAAAUGCUACUAAAAGGCUGAGAGUUCUUUUCUGCAUCCCUGGUUACAUAAAGAGAUACAGAAGAUCAAUCAACAUACUGGUAUACAGAUUAAAAUACUAAGUAGUAACUAGUGUGUUUUAUUUUCAUGUGAAGCUUUUUCUAAGGUGAUUUUUUAAAAAAAAUGCUAGCAAAUGUCAUAAAAAUGAAGCAUAUGCCUACAUUCCAAAGGCAUUUAUUUGAGUGAAAUAGGGAUGUUAAUGUGUCUUUAUCCAUAUUUCUUAAUACAAAACAGCUUAAUUUAUUUCCAGUAUUUUUAGAGAUAGUUUUAUCUCUUAAAUGGCUUAAACCAGUGACAAACUCUAGAAAUGUUACUGAAGAACUGAAGCUGGCUGUGAGAGAGGGAGAGUGAACAAGUGGGGAGGGGCACAGUAUAUCGUGGUGGAGAAUUUUGGUAUCUUAUGGGGCAGGUAGGUGUGAUGUUAAUACCUGAGGGAGAAUGUCCUCUACUUCUAAAUCCUAUACAAUAUUGUCAACCAAUGCCGUCAAUAAAGCAACCUAAUAAUAAAUUGCUUAAAGGGUAACCAACAUCAGUAAAAUAAAAUGGUCUAAAAAGCCCUAGCACAAACUUUAAAGGCUUAAAGAUAAUUUCAUUUACUAAAAGAGAAAUGUAGUCUUUUAAAAAUACAGUCAAAAGCCCAUGGACUCUGUGGCUCAUCAGGUUGAAGGAGACAAGAAAAACAUUGAGAGAUGUCAGUGUAGGAAUUUUGUGUUCUCUAUGUGCCCUACAAAAACAGGAUCUUGUUAAGAA
Messenger RNA from Condylura cristata (star-nosed mole), 3717 nucleotides. It is a transcript of the gene ORC4, whose product is annotated as origin recognition complex, subunit 4. The transcript has 14 exons. Gene Ontology annotation, cellular component: nucleus; nuclear origin of replication recognition complex. Gene Ontology annotation, biological process: DNA replication; DNA replication initiation. Gene Ontology annotation, molecular function: DNA replication origin binding; ATP hydrolysis activity. Bases 161 to 1471 code for a protein of 436 amino acids. Lineage: Eukaryota; Metazoa; Chordata; Mammalia; Eulipotyphla; Talpidae. The record is from RefSeq and is a predicted model, not a curated record.